AUGCCCAUUGCCACGGCUCGCCCAGCCUACGUUAUUUCUCUGGACAACUCUGACACGGAGACGAGCCAUGCCGGCUCUUCUGCCACGUGUUUUUCUUUCAACGACAAUAGCAGCCCCCUCUUUGACGACGACGGUCUGGACUGCGAGCCGGAGAGUCAGGGCGAGACUGAAAGCCCCCCUGCCCGGAGGAAGGAAAAUUCACUCGCAACCUUGGAACCCGGAUCGCGCUCGAGGCCCACCGCAGGCAAGACACGCGGGAGCACAAGUAGCGCGCAUGACUGCUUGCAGUCUGCGGACUCGGCAGACGCUCCUGUAACUGCUUCCGUAGCUUUCGGAGAUACCACACGAAUCCUGAAGAUCAGGCCUCAGUGGCUACACCUCAUUCUAGCAGGGCAGAAAACACUGGAGAUACGUGGGUCCCCAUGCCCGCACGUGGGUUGGGUGACGCUUGCAGAGGUCAAGACACGAAGAAUCCUAGCAAGGGCUCGAAUUGGACGGAGCCGCCGCUUGACAGAAACAGACAGGCACGAGAACCACGAAGCGCUCCGAGAAAUUUCGUACCCAGCGCCGUGGGCGUGGCCACUGGAGGAAGUCGAGGUCCUGCCUGCCCCGAUCAGCAUUCCCAGCUGGGUGGCGAAAGGCUCCGUGCGAUGGAUUACUCGCGAGAGGUGGGAGGCUUUCGACCGCGACCCGGGCCUCGAGGCGGCUCCAUUCACCCCAACUGCAUGGGCUGCGCGGCAAUCGAAGAGGCGAUCGGCCGAACAGGGCUGCGAGGAUGCAGCCCCUCAGAAGAAGCCCAAGCAGACAAUGGCGCGGAAACGCUACGCGGCCGAGCUCUGCUCCACGCAGUCAUGCAUCUUCAACCCGCAGCGCCCGGGCUCGGCAGCGCGGAGGCCACGCCUGGCCAGCGCGUGCGCGUUUUGCAGCAAGGCGACGAUGCAGACUGCGGCCGGUACGCCAGCCGGGCGAGGUCGUCUGACCAAAGCUCUCAAAGCAUUCCGCACCUGCAGCAACGGCACUGUGCACGAGAGAGCCCUGAAGCGUCUCCGGCACUGGGCACCUGCCCACGCUGCGCGAAUAGAGAAAUCGGCUAGCGGGGGCCAGUGUGCCAGUGACAGUGCAACGUGGGAAAGCUGCAAAGCUCGCCGCAGGCACGUUGCGGCACCUCCCGAUGGCCCGGCCAAGAAGGUCUAUCGUUCCGCAGUCCUGGCGGAUCAGCGCUACGCGAAGAAGCGAUUCUACCCAGAUGCACCACGGCGCGCCCGAGCGUCAGGGUCGGAACUGCUCGCACCCGUCGACAACGACUGCGACCUCCCACCGGCGAGCCGCUCCGAUGUUUCCAUCGGCCUGCAGCGCUGGUGCACAGAGGGGGCCUGGGGAAUGUGUACAAGCUGUCAGAUGCUGCAGAUGCGCCCGCUGCGACCUAGAGACCUGCAAGCAGAGGAACACAAGCCCGAGGUUCCUCGUUCCAGCUGCCGCCGCUGCGGCGCGAAACAUCCGCACGUGGUGCCGCGCCCAGAGGACGUGCCGCUGCCAUUGCGCGAGCUGCCCCACGACGUCGUCCAGGCACUUCGCCCUUUGACGAUCGACGUGGGGCCGGUCACCCGCGCGGACAACGGCUAUCGCAAAAAGGUUCGCAUGACGACCUUUUCUUGGGGGCUGGAGAAGGUCGACGUGAAAGUCGAGAAACUACCUAAGGAGUCACGACGCCUCGCGCGUGCUGCGCUGAAGUUUCUGCGUCGGUCGUCGGACAGUCUGUAUGGGCAUUUUUACGAUCGCCACUGCUCCUUCUUGGACCAGAACGCUUCUGGGCCCACCCCGGAGGUGGCUCGCAGACCACUCCAGUUCAUUGAGGAGCCUGGCCUCGAGAACGCUCUCUGGCCGCACUUGUAUUGGGAUGCUAAUAUGUGCGAGUCUUACGAGCGCCUCAAUCGGCGCCGCUUCCGGCAGCUAGCCGCCACCGAAGAUCCGCAGGGCCAGGCCGAGACUAGCGAUGCCGACGAGGCAGAAGAUGUCGACGAUCGCCGUCACAGCAUCAAGCGUUCCUUCCUCUGCAAACUGCUCAGUCCCCUCCUUGGGUAUGGAUCCGACUUCGAGCUUCUGCAGUUCGUGUAUGACCUGCAUCUGUGGACGGAUCUGGGAAGCAAGCGCAACGUGGCGGACGGAACCGCCAUGCGGAUCAUGAUGCGCGGACACCCGAUGUCUCCGCUCUACUGGAAAGAUGUGAAGAACGGCCUGCAUGACCUCGUCCGCCAGAUAGGCUACCCUCACCUGUAUUGGACGCUGGCACCUUACGAGCGCAGCUUUCCGUACCACGCUUACUUGCUCGACGAGAUGCAGAAGCUGCUGCGCGAGCGAAUGCGACUGCCUGCCUUCGAGUGUCUGCACCUCACGCACACGAUGCUGCAGGUAACUCGCAGUCUUCUGGCCGGGCGCGGAAGGCAUCGCGGCACGGGCUGGACUCGGCAUCUGCUGGGGAAGGGGCAAGGACUAGACGGCGUGCAUUUCUUUACGCGCAUCGAGUUCCAGGAUGGAUCCAAGAAAGCCGGUACACAGCAGUAUCACGGCUCGGGCCGUCCACAUGUGCACGCACUGUUCUGGCUGCGAGAUCCUGCGGCAGUUGACCUGGGGUCAAUCGCAGCAGCAACUGAAAAUCUCCCAGAAGCCGAGAACGAUCUCGCCGCAUUCGUUCGAGGCUCGCAGCGUGAUGAUGCCGGCGAGAGCCGCUGGCCGGUGCAUGACGGUCCGCCGCAGUUUGACCCCGUCACGGGUGGCUGGACCCUUCCUCACACGCCGGACGACGCCGACCAGGGCGUUCGCGGGUACUUCCUCGACAUCAUGGACGCUCUGCGCUGCCAUCAGGACUUACAGUGCAGACAGGGACGUGGUCUCUUGCUGGCGUACGUGGCCAAGUAUGUGGCCACAUGGUCCGACUCCUCGUACGACGAGUGGAUGUCGGACGCGAGCAGCGUCACGAGCCUGUGUCGGAAGAUACUAUUCGAGUAUCACCCGCUCGAGCCUGAGAUGGUCCUGCAGCUGACGCAAGGUUUGCGUCAGUGGGAGUUUGGAACUGUCCAGACUGGUCGCCGGUCCGUACGUGCGCCGCAUCCCUGGGACGAAUCAGCUCAGCAGCCCUUGUUCGUACAAAAAUACAUGGACUGCGCCUGGCGUGGGGAGACCAUGUCCCUGCUGGAGUAUCUGCGUAAAAGUGGGCCGCACGGUGAGAUCGCUGCAUGGCUGCGGCAGCGACACGAGGAGGCGCAGAAUGCUGGCACGCAGGUGGACCUGGAAGAAUUCGUGCGAGGGUACAUGAUGCGUGGAGAGCAAGUCGUGGCAGUCGAUUAUUUGUGGCGGCUGAAUGACCGCUUCUUCGGUCAAUGGUGCAUGAUGCACCUGCCUUUUCGAUCCUUGGAAAUCUUCCGGACCGUCCGGGGUGUAGACAGUGUUCCGGAUCGUUAUCGUGGGUUUGCCACGGCUCUUCUGCUCACAGACAAUGCCGAUGGUCCACAUCGGGGGCACUGGCGUGAUCUGGGUAACUUGGUCCGGGACAUGCAGUUGGAGGGGCACACGGACGCAAUUAUCCGGGACACACGGCUGUUUUUGGAGGCUGUCACAGUCGCUGUGAACGCAUACAUCGACGGCCGCAUCGACAAGACGGAGGAAGACAGUGUGGGCAAGCCUGUGGAGCAAGCUCGCCUUGGCCUGUUCGAAGGCCAGCAGCUGCUGUUUUUCAACGCCAUACAGGAGCGAGUGACUCGCUCCCUGCAAGCACAGCAAGCGACGGACGACACAGACGUUGAACGCAUCUUCUCGCAGCUCCGGGAUCUGCAAAACCGGCCCUUGAUUUGCUCCGGCAGGCCGGGCACGGGGAAGACGACGGUGGCCUUGGAAUGUGCACAGUGUGCACUGGCCGAUGGCGCGGCAGUGCUGGUGACCUGUCCCACAGCUCGGAUGGCAGGCCGCGUGCGCCA
Molecule: messenger RNA, 3971 nt
Organism: Symbiodinium natans
Lineage: Eukaryota; Dinophyceae; Suessiales; Symbiodiniaceae
Source: the annotation of a GenBank genome assembly